AGAUUUGCAUUCAACAUUACAGUCGAGACGCGAAAUAGGACGUAAAGACACCCUAAUCGUAUUAAGAAAAUCAGAAUUUCAUUUCAUCACAAAACAUGUCUUUUAAGAAUUUGAUGAUAGAGCGCAUCGAAGAUGAACUCGCGAUUACUCUGUCGAAAUUGUAUCCGAUUCACAAGCGCGGUUUCGUUAAGAUCGGCGAGAAGAAAUGGUUUUUGUCACACGGAUACAUUAAGAACGGCGAAAAAAUUUAUAAUUUCAAAAUUUGUCCGGAUGACGUAUGGAUCGUUACUUAUCCUCGAUCAGGAACAACGGUGACGCAGGAGCUCAUAUGGUUGGUAGCGAACGAUAUGAAUUUCGAGGAAGCGCUUCAAAGGACUUUAUUAGAGAGAUUUCCCUUUAUAGAUACAACAGUAAUACUAGAUGAUCAGAUAUUUUCAACCACUGUUUCUAAUGGACAGAAUAUGGAUAAGUAUACUGUUGAAUUCGUGCAAAAUCAACCGUCGCCGCGUUUUAUUAAAAGUCACAUACCUAUCGAUCUAUUGCCGACAGUCAUAAACAGCGGUUGCAAGAUCGUCUAUGUCGCUCGAAAUCCAAGAGACGUGGUGGUCUCAUGGUACAAUUUCCAAAAGGAUAUAAAAAUUUUCGAGUUCCAAGGAAGUUUCGAACGCUUCUGCAAUAAUUUCAUGGAUGACAACACCCACUAUAGUCCAUAUUGGAAGCAUGUAAAGGAAGCUUGGGCGAUAAGAGACAAAGCAAACAUGUUGUUUCUCUUUUAUGAGGAUUUGAUAAAAGAUUUACCUGGAACCAUCAAGAAGAUCGCCGCGUUCUUCGGCAAGGCUUACAGCGAUGAGCAGAUCGCCAAAUUAGCGGAGCAUUUGAAGAUAGAGAAUUUUCGGAAAAAUCCCAUGGUGAACCAGCCGAGUCCUAGCUCGACAAUGAAUCCCGAAGCGUUUAUUCGGCAAGGGCAAGUGAAUAGUUGGAAGGAAAUGUUCACGUCAGAGAUAGAGGAAAAAUUCAACAAAUGGGUCGCUGAUAACUUGAAGGACACGGAUCUAACAUUUCCAAACUAAAUCCUGAUUUCGAUCUAUAAAACUAAUUACGAUUAUAAAAGA
Messenger RNA from Wasmannia auropunctata (little fire ant), 1112 nucleotides. RefSeq names its product sulfotransferase 1C4-like. Gene Ontology annotation, cellular component: cytoplasm. Lineage: Eukaryota; Metazoa; Arthropoda; Insecta; Hymenoptera; Formicidae. Gene Ontology annotation, biological process: sulfation. The record is from RefSeq and is a predicted model, not a curated record. The coding region runs from base 96 to 1070 and encodes 324 amino acids. The transcript is spliced from 6 exons. Gene Ontology annotation, molecular function: sulfotransferase activity.